AUGGACAUCGGUGGGGUUGUCGAAGAAGUAUGUGAUUCAGAUGGUGCCAUUGAAGAUUGGAUACCAUGUUGCAUACCACUUGAGGACGAUGGAGGUGGUGGUGGUGGCAUACUACUUGACAUUGGAGGGGGCAUACCACUAGACAUCAUCGGGGGUGGCGGCAUUGCACUGGAGGAUGACAUCGGCGGUGGUGGCAUUUCACUCGAUGAUGACAUCGGCGGUGGUGGCCAUUUCACUCGAAGAUGA
This is a messenger RNA of Lottia gigantea (owl limpet), 246 nucleotides long. RefSeq lists its product as hypothetical. Bases 1 to 246 code for a protein of 81 amino acids. The transcript has a single exon. NCBI's taxonomy places the organism in Eukaryota, Metazoa, Mollusca, Gastropoda, Lottiidae. The record is from RefSeq and is a predicted model, not a curated record.